Messenger RNA from Auxenochlorella protothecoides, 4185 nucleotides. RefSeq names its product Fanconi anemia group D2 protein. The transcript is spliced from 19 exons. Gene Ontology annotation, biological process: double-strand break repair involved in meiotic recombination; homologous chromosome pairing at meiosis; interstrand cross-link repair. Gene Ontology annotation, molecular function: DNA polymerase binding. The record is from RefSeq and is a predicted model, not a curated record. NCBI's taxonomy places the organism in Eukaryota, Viridiplantae, Chlorophyta, Trebouxiophyceae, Chlorellales, Chlorellaceae. Bases 1 to 4185 code for a protein of 1394 amino acids. Gene Ontology annotation, cellular component: condensed chromosome; nucleus.
AUGCCCAUGCGCCUCCCACAGCUCGACAGCCUGGGAUGCAAGCUGGUGACCGAUGGACUGGGGACCCCGGCAUUCGAAGUGCCUGAUGUCCGUUCAUUUCGGCGGGGGCUAGACAAGGCCCUCGCCCUCAAUGGCACCCUUGCCGCCGCAGUGGCCGAGCAUGUCGAGCGUCUGUGCGAGGACGCCGACGUCCUGACGGCAGCGCUGUCGCCCCUGCUCCUGGCCAGAAAGGACGCGGUGGACAAUGGGGACACCCUGGUGCGCGUCAUGCUGAGCACGCUCAGCCUGCAGCCCCUCCUGGCGCCGCCCCUGCUCCAGCAGCUGCCCCAACUCUGCAACAGCCCCGCCGCACACCAGGACCAGUCCCUCCUGCUCCUGGGCCAGCUCAAGUGGCUUGAGAGGGUGGCAGACGCCCGGCUGCUGGCAGACUGCCUCCUCGAGGUGCUGCCCUCCGUGCAUGCCGAGGCUGGGGCCGCCAUCGCAGGACUCAUCCCCGAGAUCAUCGCCCCCGGCCAGCUUCAGGAGGCCGUGGCGGCCCUCCUGGAACCCAGCUGCCCGGCGCCGCUGGCCUCCGUGCUGGGCGCGCUGGGCAUGCUGGGACUGAACCCCGACCUCCACCGCACCAUAGGCGCGUCCCUCCUCUCGCGCCUGGGGACGGACGCCUCCGAACAGGCGCCCAUCCUCAGCUUCCUGCUGACUUCCGCCGCGGAGGACGCGCUGCCGGACGUGCUGGCGAGGCUGGCCACCUCUGUGCGCCUGGGCGGCCAGGGCCAGGUGGGGGCCGGCGGUCCCGACCGGCGGCGUCGCUCCGCGGGCCGCUGCACCAGCCAGGCGGAGGACUCUCCCGACUGUGAGGUUUCGAGGGCGAUGCUCCAGGCGCUGCAGUGGCGGGCCGAGCUGCCGGUGGCAGUGCGCAAGCGUCUUGGCGCCCUGGAUGCGAUGGCGGGGUUGAGCACCCUGGAUGCUUGGUGGGCGAUCCUCCUGUGCGCGCUGGGCCAGCCUCACCGGAGACUGGCAGAGGGUGUGCUGCUCAAGUUCAUGGCACUGCCAGCGGGUGUGGAGUGGCUGAAGGGGGCGGUCCAGGGGCACAAGGCUGCACUGGCCAGCACCUUCCCGGUGCUCCUGAGCAUCGUGCAAGCCCUGAUGCGGUGCACCAGCCUGUCGUGCACGGCAGGCGUGGACAUGAUGUGCACGCUGUGCUCGGAGUUUGACGAAGAGGACCAGCAGGAGGCCCUGCUGGUCGCGCUGCACGCCCACCUGGGCAGCGGCCAGCGCGCGCAGUGCCACGCCGCGCUUUCCACGCUGCAGCACGUCGCGUCCGAGCGGCCCCGGACCCUGUUGCGCCAGGCGGCCUACGCCCGGGGCCUGGUGCGCCUGGCUCUCGACCUGCCCGGCCCCUUACAGCAACGCCUGGCGGAGGUGCUGGGGUCGCUGCUGGCCUGUGAAGCCCCGGAGUCCGAGGCCUUGCUUGCCAGUUUGACGGGCGCGGUGCAGGGGGGCCUGGCCAGCAUAGACCCCGAGGAGCAGGCGGGCAGCCUGACUUUGGGCCUGGCCGCCGUGCGGCGGCUGGGCGCCCGGGGCGGGCCGGCCCCCGCGCUGGCUGCGGCCCGCCGCCUGCUGCAGCUGCUGGUGGCCGAGUGCCGCGCCCCCCCGGCCUUCAGCGCCCUGUGCCGGGGCCUGGCGGCCGGCGACCCCGGGCUGGGGGGCAUAGACCCCGCCCUGCUGGCCGACGUGGCCGACCUGCUGACGGGGCUCAUGGACGGCACCUACGUCGUGGACGCGCCGGCGCCGGGCGGGGCCCCGCCGCAGGCGAGGCUGGGCGGUGGUCCCGUGACGGCUGCCUGCUGGUGGGACCUGGACGGCGGCGCCUCGGGCAUCGCCGUGGGCAUCCUGCCCCUGCUGUCCCGGGAGCUGGGCUGCGACGCCGGGCGCAGCCACGGCACGCGCACUGCGCGGCUGGUCUGCGCGGCGCCCGCCCUCCGGCUGCUGGCGCGCCUGGAGACCGCGCUGAACGGCAACCUGGCCGCCAUCGACGCGCUGCUGGGCGCGCCCCUGCUCCUCCCCGCCCCCGCCCACUACGCGGCCUCGGCCUUUGCCGCCGGCGCGGCGCCGCAGCGCGAGGGCCUGCUCCGUGGCCUCCUGCACGCCCUGACCUGGCUGCGCGCGCUGGUGGCCGCCUUCGCACCCGCCGCGCCGCCGCCGGAGCGCGAGAAGGUGCUGGCCCGGGCGGAGGCCUGCGUGCGGCUGGAGGCGCUGCUCGGGGGCCUCCUGCCCCUGGCGCCCCCCGGCGUGACCCUGUCGGAUGUGCUGGACGGCCUGGCUCCCCUGGACGUGCCGGGCAUCCUCGUCCUGUCCGCCAGCUGCGACGCGGCCGCGCGCCCGGCGGCGCUGGCCUACCUGCUGAGGGAGGUGCGGCGCGGGCUGUCUUCCGGCGGGGAGGUCAAGUAUGUCCUGGGGUGCGGGGUGACUGGCGGCCUGGAAGGCAGUCUCACAGGGCUCCUGCCGGCCAUCGGCAAGCACAUGCGCGGCGCGCAGGCCAUCCUCGACGCGAGCGAGGAGCCAGCCGUGCUGAUGGAGUGCGUGGAGAUCAUUCUCCAGGUGCUGCGUGGCACUCAGCGCGGAGCCAAGGGAUCACCGUCGCCGGGCGUCGCCGUCACAGGGCUAAGCGACGUGUUGUCUGCCCUCGACCUGGGAGGCACGGGAGACUGCGCUGCAGAGGCCGCAUCCCGCUCCUUCAUACAACUCCUGGAGACGGCCUCGUCGCUCGCAGAAUCUGAGCAAGGCACGGCACCCACGCCCGGUGCUGCAUCGGGCAGACAGGCCCUGGUCUUCCUCUGGCAUGUGCUGGAGAUCCUGCAGAUCCUGGCCGGAGGCGGCCCGGAAGGAGCUGCAGGAUACGAGGUCAUGGCAGGGUCAGACCUGGGGCAGAUCAUCCACGACGGAGCACGGGAGGGGCUGACCCGCGACCUCUGGACAGCGGCCCAGGCCCUGCAGAGUCCAUCCAUCCCAGUGGCAAAGUCCCACCCGCUCCUCCUGCCCGGUCUGCUCAGCAUGUACCUGUCCCAUGCGACCCCCCGCAUGGACGCCAUCCAGGAGAUCGCACGGGAUCUCCUCCCCCAGGUGCCGGGCGUGGUCUCCGGCAAGCUGGCGCACCAGCCGGUGUCCGGUUGGCCCUCCCUCUGCGGCCACACCCUGGUGCACUGGUACCGCGCGGCCCUGGAGCACCUCCAGGCGGAGUGGGACGCGGCAGUCUGCUCGGCACAGGCAGAGGAGAAGAGGGUGAAGACAAGUCCUGGACGUGGAGAUUGGGAGGACACUAUUGCCCACCACCGGCGGUGUGCCACCCUGUUUGCCAGCCUCAUGUCCCUCGUCAGGGUCCAGGAUCGGCGGCCCCAGGCCCUGCAGAGUCCAUGCAUCCCAGUGGCAAAGUCCCACCCGCUCCUCCUGCCCGGUCUGCUCAGCAUGUAUCUGUCCCAUGCGACCCCCCGCAUGGACGCCAUCCAGGAGAUCGCACGGGAUCUCCUCCCCCAGGUGCCAGGCGUGGUCUCCGGCAAGCUGGCGCACCAGCCGGUGUCCGGUUGGCCCUCCCUCUGCGGCCACACCCUGGUGCACUGGUACCGCGCGGCCCUGGAGCACCUCCAGGCGGAGUGGGACGCGGCGGUCUGCUCGGCACAGGCAGAGGAGAAGAGGGUGAAGACAAGUCCUGGACGUGGAGAUUGGGAGGACACUAUUGCCCACCACCGGCGGUGUGCCACCCUGUUUGCCAGCCUCAUGGCCCUCGUCAGGGUCCAGGAUCGGCGGCCCCAGAUCAUGGCUCUGGCUCUGCGAUGGGGUGGCAAGUUUGUCGAGGCCUUCCUCAAGAUGCUUCCCUUUUGGCGGCACCUCCUCCAGAACGGCCAUCAGCCAGAGUUCCACCUCCUGGUCAAGGACAUCCAGAAGGGCACCAGGAUACUGCAGAUCCUGUGCGCCGAGAGCAAGAUCCAGAAGCACCUCCCCGUGCCGGCCAUGAAGCGGACGGUGGAGCGCUUUGUGUUCCGCAUCAAGCUGCUGCUCGCCGAGACGGAUCAGGCCGACGCCUUCUGGCUGGGGGCGCUGAAGCACAAGAACCUGCAGGGCCAGGAAGCGUCCAGCCAGGUGGAUUGCAGGCCUGGCGUGCCGUUGCUGAGUUGGGUUCCAGCGUGGUGA